Molecule: messenger RNA, 820 nt
Organism: Aspergillus ibericus CBS 121593
Lineage: Eukaryota; Fungi; Ascomycota; Eurotiomycetes; Eurotiales; Aspergillaceae
Exons: 3
Coding region: 204-452 (82 amino acids)
Source: RefSeq, a predicted model, not a curated record
CUUCACUCGGGCCCACCUGAGCUGCCAGGGACCUCCCGAUUGCAGUCAAUCUGGCUGUCGUCAUGACAUCACAACGACGACGGCUAAGUCUAUCACUAAGCACCACAGCAUAUAUAUAGCUGCCAUUUCUUCCAGUGAAGAAACCAGUUCCAUAUCUAACAAUAAUUUAUUUUGAAGAAAGAUUUUUAUCAACAUCACUCAACAUGGAUAAGCUCUCUGGUUUGGCCAACAAGCUCGGUGGAGGCAACAAGUCCAACGACCAGGGUUCCGGCGGCUCCGGUGGUCAGGAGGACUACCUAGACAAGGGCCUCGACUCUAUCGAAAGCAAGUACGGUGGGGGCAAGAUUGAUCCUCAGAAGAUGCGCUCCACCAACGAGAAGAUUACCGAUAGUGCCCGCACCCGGUUUGAGGGUGCCACUGGACACAAGGUGCCGGAUAAGAUUUCCAACUAGACGCUUCCCGUUCCGUGAUGGUAUGGAUAUGUGGUGGAGCCGGGAUAAAUAUUAUAUGCUAUGCAAUGACGAUAAUGAUAACAAUCAAAUCACAUCCGUUGAAAUGACGACAACAAACUCUGUAGUCCUGUACUCCGCUGCGGUGUCAAAUAUCGCGUGUUCAUUCGACACAACUGCAGCAUCGUUUGCACCUCUUGUGGCACCACCGUCUGACCUUGUUGGUACGAGGCCACUAACCGCUCGUAGUACCCCUGCGCUUCCACAUAGUUCCUCCCCUCCAUGUACAUCUUGGCCAGCAUGUUCAGCGUGGACUGCACCUCGGGACACCCCGCCCCCAUGCGACUCUCCGCCCAGUUGAGAUACCGGAC